CUCACGUCACUUGCCUGCAACUUUCCUGACAAACCACCGUCUCCCCCCUCGAAAUCACCGCUAGCUGUACCAGCCGGCAGGCAGAAGACGGGUUGCAGCACAGGAGCAAGCAUGCAAUCCAACGGAAGGUCCGACUCUCAGUCGAACGUUGAUGGCAUGGGGGUAACCAAAGAGCACUGCUACUUCUGCUUCGACGUCCUCGAAUCACACUUCGAGAACCGCAAGCCCAUGCCGGCACCCUUCGAAGACGAAAAAUACCCCCUUUUCGUCACUUGGAACACCGUCCCGUCCUCCUCGUCGACUUCCAAACGGCGCGGCUCCUCAGACCAUCAACUCAGAGGGUGCAUCGGUAACUUCUCAGCCAUGCCCCUCCACCGCGGUCUCGCAGAGUACGCGCUGACAUCCGCGCUCCACGACCGGCGUUUCUCACCCAUCGUCGCGUCCGAGCUUCGCCGUCUCUCGUGCGCCGUCUCACUCCUGGUCGAUUUCGAGGACGGGAGCGAUUACCUGGAUUGGCGGGUGGGAACGCACGGCAUCUGGAUCGAGUUCAAAUCGGAGAGUGGGAACAAGCGGACCGCGACGUAUUUGCCGGAGGUGGCGAAGGAGCAGGGCUGGACGAAGGAGGAGGCUGUGGAGUCGUUGUUAAGGAAGGGUGGUCAUAAAGGCAAGAUCACGCAGGAAGUGAAGGAUGGGAUUGUGUUGACGAGGUAUCAGUCUAGCAAGACCAGCGUGACGUAUGAGGAGUAUCUUGACUGGAAAAAGCAGAAUCAAUAUGUCAAUUGAGAGUUUUACCUACGUAGCUUCGAUGGAGGGAGCAUUCUCAUCAGCGUUGGAUGCGCCUCGUUCUUGUUUCACCGUUUGUAACUUGUUUGAAAGUGGACGACGCACAAUAUUGAUCGUCUUUUGCGUAUAUAGGGUUGCGUGACGACAUUUCACCUUCACUCUAUUGUAUGUAAUUUUGGGGAACGAACGAUCUCUCCCUUUUAAGCAAAACAAUAAUAUAUGCCGGUUGCAUAGUCCCACA
Fimicolochytrium jonesii is the source of this 1024-nucleotide messenger RNA. Its product is annotated as ammecr1 protein. The record is from RefSeq and is a predicted model, not a curated record. NCBI's taxonomy places the organism in Eukaryota, Fungi, Chytridiomycota, Chytridiomycetes, Spizellomycetales, Powellomycetaceae. The coding region runs from base 112 to 783 and encodes 223 amino acids. The transcript is spliced from 2 exons.